ACACACACUUCCUCAGCAGCGGCAGCAUCAUCAGCAGCAGCCUCUCCUCAGAGAUGGAGAGCUGGUAGAAGAAGCGCAGCAGCAGCGUCGCUCCGGUGGAUGUUGGAUGUACCAUGAGGUCUCCGCGGCUCUGGGCAGCUCUGUGCCUCCUCCUCACCGCCUCGUGCCGGCUCUGCGCGGCCGCCCGACACGGUUGUUUGUUUGAAAAGAAGCUCUGUCCGAGAGAUCAGCUGUGCAACGAUGAUGGUUUGUUCGGUCAGUGCCAGGCCCCCCACCAGGAACCCGUCCAGUACCAGGUGUCUGUCCCCGUCCUGCACAAACUGCAGGAAGUCCUCAAAGACCUCAUGGUGCAAGGUCUGACCUGGAAGGACGACAUCACCCAGGCGAUCAUCGGCCGAGAGUUGAGUCACAUCCCCACGGUCAGCUCGGCCUCGAACCUUCGUGAGAAGUCGCCGAAACAGUUGUCGAGACUGUCGGGCCCCAGUCAGCAGAGGGUUCCGGGGCCCGAGGAUCCAGCUGACCCCGAGAUGAUGCAGCAGUACGUAGACUACAUGAUCCUCGACCCCUCCAGGUCCUCCGUCCACAUGCAGACGCCCCUGCUGGACCCUUACACCUACCGCCAGCAGCAGUAUGGCUACCAGGAGGAAGAAGAGCGCUCCCUCAACUCUCUGGACGAUAACCAAGCCUUCCCGCUCCUCGGCUCCCCCUCUCGCUCCGGAUCCCGAGGAACCCCUCUGGACAGAGACCGGCAGCUCCUCCAGGACCUGGUGUCCUUUUACCUCACCUCUCCUUCUUCCUCUUCUUCCUCUUCCUCCUCUUCCUCUCCUGUGCAGUCCCUCUCACGCCACAGAGGGGCAGUAGCAGCAGCAGCAGCAGCAGCAGGAUUUCCCUCCUCGUCAUCCUCCUCGUCCUCGUCCUCCUCCUUUUUCCCAGAGCUGGACUUCCCGCUGGAUUACGGCGAGGACUACGUUUCCCAGGUAGCUCAGCUCAGCAAGCAGCAGCAGCAGCAGCAGCAGCAGCAGCAGGAGCAGGCGGAGAAGAAGGCGCAGGAGGAGUACGACGCCCUGUCAGGACUGGACGAGCGCUCUCUGCAGAGGCUGGCUCUGCUGCUCGACCACUACGGCCUCGACAUGAAGGAUUUGUCCCCCGAGCAGAGAGACAACCUGCCGGCGGCUCUGAAGCAGCUGCAGAUGGAGAGCUCUUACGCCCACAAACAAACCAAAGAUAAAUAUGGGAACGACGCUGCGGCAGGAAAGAAGGUCUCAGAGGGUUCAAUGGCGUACAAGAUGGCCGCCAUUGAGGCUCCGCCCUCCACCAACAAACCACCCAAACCAGAAGCAGCUCAGAAGGAUCUGACUCCCGCUGCGGCAGCCAAAGAUGAACCAGCGACCAAAGCUGAGGAGUUCGGCUACAUCGUCACCAAUCAGAGCCCCCUCAGUCUGAACGACGGGGUGCGUCUGUUGGAGGUGCUGUCAGAGAGGGCGGGCCUCUCCACCGGCUCCGUCAUCAACAUCAGCGUCGUGGGACCUUCCAUCACCUUCAGGAUCAGACCCAACAGCAAGAACCUGACGGCUGGAGAGGUGGCGGAGAAAGCUGUUGCAGAGAAGAACUUCCUGGAGGCAGAGACGGGUCUGAAGGUGCUGCAGAGCGGCGUCGGAGAGAGGAAUGAUGGGAAGGCGUUGCCCCUGGCGACCCGAGUCCAGCCCAGUGGCUCCCGCUGGGUGUUCGCCACGCUGGUGGCCAUGGCCUGCAUUGGCAGCAUCCUGGUGGCAGCCAUGACCAUCGCCUGCCUGCGUCACCACGCCCACCGACUGGCAGCAAAGAAGCUGGGUCUGGGACCAGAGGGGGGCACCUUCACCCACCAGGAGUAUCAGGACCUGUGUCGCCAGCACAUGGCCUCUAAAGGCCCCUUCGGACGCCUGGAAGCUGCUGCCCUCGGCGCCGUGGGAGGAGCAAGCGGAGGAGUAGGUGCUGGAGUGGGAGGAGCAGGCGGUGCUGGUGUCGGAGGUGGUGGAGCAGGAGCAGCAGGAGGCGGAGGCGCCGACUCCAGGGUGAGCAGCGUGUCAUCUCAGUUCAGCGACGGAGCCCAGCCCAGUCCAAGCUCCCACAGCAGCACGCCGUCAUGGUGCGAGGAGCCAGCCCAGGCCAACAUGGACAUCUCCACCGGUCACAUGAUCCUGGCCUACAUGGAGGACCACCUGAGGAACAAGGACCGUCUGAUGAAAGAGUGGGAGGCUCUGUGUUCCUACCAGGCCGAGCCCAGCGCCGUCUCUGUGGCUCAGAGCGACGCCAACACCAAGAAGAACCGCUGCCCCGACUCUGUGCCCUACGGCUCGUGGUCGAGUCCGAACCAGGAGGACGAGCGCAGGGAACGGCCCGACUGUGACGGACAGCCGGGGGAGGAGUCGAGGGAAGGUCGUCUCGCAGUCUCAGCGUGA
Epinephelus moara (kelp grouper) is the source of this 2438-nucleotide messenger RNA. Its product is annotated as receptor-type tyrosine-protein phosphatase-like N. Gene Ontology annotation, cellular component: secretory granule. The transcript has 17 exons. The coding region runs from base 114 to 2438 and encodes 774 amino acids. The record is from RefSeq and is a predicted model, not a curated record. NCBI's taxonomy places the organism in Eukaryota, Metazoa, Chordata, Actinopteri, Perciformes, Serranidae.